AGUGAUUGUGAAUUGAUCGGUAAAUUGUAAACUAUCCAGCCAAAAUGUUCACACCUCUUUUCAUCUGUGGCAUCUGGACAGUCGUGACAGGUGCAUCUCAGGUGAUUCACAAGACAGUUCAAACAGCCAUAGCUGGAGAAAAUGUGACAUUAUAUUGUCAACUGGCAGAAGGCUAUGAUGUCGUUCAGGUUACCUGGCAGAAGGACCAUGGGAAAGACAAGACUAACAUAGCUACUUACAGCACGACUCAUGGCUCUAAAGUCCUGGGCAAAUAUCAGAAUCACGUGCACAUUUCUCAGAGUGGGCUGAGUAUUUCUACCAUCACUUUCCAUGCUGUAACAUUAAAGGAUGAAGGCUGUUACAACUGCAUCUUUAACACAUUUCCCUUGGGAUCUAUGCCAGGCAGGACAUGUCUCAAGGUCUAUGCUCUAGUGGAACCCAAGUUGGAUGUGGAGCAUGUUAAUAGUCCAGAUGGCACAGGAAAUGAAAUGCUAAAAAUAAGCUGCUCAGCAACAGGGAAACCAGCUCCAGUGAUCACCUGGAAGGUCCCAGAACACAUUCGGAUAAAGCCAGUGCAAUUUGUCAUCUACCACCCAAACCAAACAGUGACUGUUGUUAGCAAUUUCACUUACAUGUCCUCCAAAGAUAUCCGGGAGAACUCAAUCAACUGUGUCAUCCUACAUCCAUCUUUAAACACUACACAUGAGUUAACUUUACCUGAGAAUGGGGUAGAACAAGCAAAAAGGAAAGUCCCAAGAAUUCCUCUGAUUGUCUCUUUCUGCAUAUUGGUUGUCAUGUUCAUCCUGGGGCUACUGACUUUUUCCAUCUACAACUGCAGGAGCAAAAAGCAAGAUCUUCUACGCAUGGUAAAGAAGGGUCUUUGUUCAAUGUGGACUUUCCAAGGCUUGACCAUGGCCAUCAUCUCUAUAAUCCAUUGCAGGGUACAAGGUGCCAUCAUGACAGAGGAUAAAGAAGUGGAGCUGGGUGGCAAUGUGACCUUGAGAUGUAUCCUAAUAGAGUCUCUUGAAAUACUUCAGGUUUCGUGGCGGAAACAAAUUAAUGAGAGCUCUAUAAAUAUUGCAGCGUUGAGCAACAACAACACAAAUGUGUAUAUUGCUGAGGAAUACAAAAGUCGACUCACCUUCACACAUUUAGCACUCAAUGACACUGCCAUCACCAUUUGGAAUGUUAGCAAUUCGGACAGGAGCUGCUAUGAAUGCAUAUUUAUUAUAUUUCCCUCAGGACCCAUCUCAAAAAAAUCCUGUAUUCAUAUAUAUGAUUUUCAUGCAUUUCUACACCAUCACAUUACUGAUGGACUCCUGAAUGCCACAUGCACAGCAACUGGUUUUCCAUCACCCACAAUAACCUGGCAUGGACCUGCAGGUGAAAAGAAUGAGUGGAAGGAUAAAAAAAAUGAAUGGAAGGUUGAAAAUCCCAAUGGUACAGUGUCUAUCAUCAGUAACAUACUCAUCAAUACCUUAAGUAAUUAUGGGCAAGAGCUGAUCUGCAAAGUCACAUACGGAGGGCAAGAGAUGGUCUACCAAGUGCCCGGGACAGAAAAAGGCCACUGGAAUACAGUUCCUGUGUUGCUAACUAUAUUGGCACUAAUCUUUGUGGUCUUGAUAAUAGCAGUUGUAUGCUGGAAACAACACAGGAAAAAACACAGUGGAUUCUAAAGGAUUAAAAAAACAGCCAGUAGGUUGUUUCAUGGAACAGAAAACUGCGUAAUUAAUAUGCCAUGAAUACAGCAUCACCUUAAAGAAGCAUUGGAUUAAUUUUGAGAUCUACCAUAGUCAGUCUUGCAUCUUUUUUUUCAUUGUCAUUUAAAAGGUGCCUAUGGGGAAGACCUGCUGGCUUUUAUCUAAAUUAUGGCUACCUCCUACUUUCCUCUAAUUGAUCUAAUUUAAUUCUUCAUCUCAAGCAACAACAUUAUGCAAAUCUUUGGUUUUAGGAGCCAGCCCCAAAAUUUAUGGACCAAAAUCAUUUUUCAGCUUUCAGAGUUUCAUAUUUUAGUGACCAAAUUUUCUAAUUAUUGCUACCACAACGUCUAAUCCUAACACUUCUCCCCAAUUUCUUAUAAUUCCAUUAUUGCUUUUAAAAGCUCCAAUUGCAAAUUGGAGUCAGAAUAGAAAGCAACUGGUUAAAUAAUUCAUCCACCACAAAUAAGCGGAGUAAAGUUAAGCUGACACGUAAACAAGCAAUGACAAGAAUUUCAUGCACAAUUAUUUUUAUUUUGUUGUAUAUGAUACAACUAAAAACGCGGAUGAGAAAUGAAAAAUUAGCUUUAGGUCUAGUCAGCUUUUCCUCUCAAUUGUGGCUAAUUCCUUUCCUUAUUAUAUUCCCUGUGCCACAUGGCUUUUGUCUAUGCAGGUCUCAUGAUCUCAAACAUAGCCUUUUGUAUGGUCAAAAGGAACCUUUUCCACCCAUUUUCACCAGUGGAGAAACUGGUUGGAUCCAACCAAUUUGUAGUUCCUCUGAAAAAUGCUGAGAGAUACUUACAAUAAAAUAAUUGCUAAAAAUACUACGCACUGCAAAGAAAAUUUCUAGGCACUGAUACAACCUGGUGCCUGGCUUUGUCAAGCUCUGACAGAGGAUUUAAAAGGACUAUGCAGAUUUCAAAAUCAGGCAUUAUGAAGAAAAAGCAUGGACCCAAUUCUGUGGGGUCUUUCCUUCAGAUAUAUUGCAUUGCUGGAUUGGGACAGUUUCAAGGUCCACCUGUCCCAGAAAAGAGGGACAUGUGCUGAGAGAGAGAUGAAGCUCUUCUGAACUCCUGUUGAUGAGCUGACUGAGGUGUCACCUGGAGACAGCUUAACCUGCACCCUGACAGACCCAGCCAUGCUAGUGGCCCAUGGUAUGUCAUGCUUCAGAGAAAAACAUGUGGAAAAGUAGGCUUGGCUCUCCCACCACCCAGUGGGCUAAGAGGCAUCACCUGAGGAAGGGCCGUAGCUGAUUACUCCCGAACCUUGCUCAAGAACUCUGAGGCGAAAGGAGAAAUUUUCCCUCAGACUCUCCCAUCUACUUCUUUCUAAAGCUCUUGUUUUCCAUUUCAAAAAUUUCUCUCCCUUUGUUUGUCCUUUAAAAGUGCCUUUUUUUUACAAAUCUUUCUUGCAAAACCCUCUUCAUGUUUCUUUCAAAAAUAUUUCUCUCUCUUUCAAACUUUCCCUACUUUCUUUCAGCAAUUGCUCUCUUUUUUAAAACUCUUAAGAGCCUUUAAAACACUACAAGAUUAUCUACUUUCCUGCUUUCUGGGGAGGAGGGUAUUAAAAGGGGGAUCUUUCCCCACAGGCACAUGUGUUUGUGAGCCAAACUACACAUUAUGAUGGCCAUGGGUCCAACUGACCCAUUUUAGAGAAUUUAGCCAUUUAAAAAUUGUUGCCAAGGUCUGCCCUUAUCAUCAAUCUGUGGUGUAGGAUCAUCAUGUGAUUUAGUCCCUCCAUGCCCUUUCAACUGCCAAAACAGACUAUUUCAACACUUGAAAAGGUACAUGGGGGAGAGCAAGACUGCAUGGUGUUGCUGCACCACAAGCUAAUGAAGACUGGACCCUUGCAACAAUUCUUAAAUGCCUACAUUAUCCUAAAAUGGCUUCAUCAGCCAUAGGUUGGACCCAUGUCUGCUAUAACUAGUAGUAUAGGUCUACAUGCAUACUCUUUCAGAGAUUCCCACCCUCACCCUAGCUGCAUUUGCUUACUUGCAUGUGUAUGUAGAGAGAAGGCAACAUUUCCUCUCUUCCCCAUUUAUAGUACUUUAGUAUCAUGCUUAGAAAAGUAAUUGCUUUUAAUAAGUGAAACAGAUAAAAACCUAAUCAAAAUAAAAAAACAAAAUAUGCAUACUUAUCCCACCACUUUGUGCUGCAUUUUUGCUUUGCAAGACAAAUCUAUGUAAAGAAAAAUGCAUUUGCUAAACACAAUGAAAAAUAAACCCUGAGCAGCUUGCAGUAGCUGAAUUCACAGCAGUCCUUCGGCCAUUGUUCAUUAACAGAGGAACAUUUGAAGUAAAAAAGAGAGAGAGAGAAUUUUUAGUACAUUCUAGUAGUGUACAUUAAUUAACAAUACCUAAAGAGUAGCAUUCGCUCAGCACAAAGUAUGAACCUUUCCGCCCAAACCAUGGAAACCUAAACAGUUUGUUGACAGAGUGAGUUUUUGUUCACAAAGAAGCCCACUGAUAAGUAUGUAUAGGUUAAAGAGAACAAGAUAACUGAUCAGGAAAUUACAUUAAAGGAUAGAGAGAAAGAAGAUCUAGGCUUCUAGCUACAUGGUUGCAUGGAAGAAAAUAAUAUGAAGAAGUAGGAAGCAAGUUGCUUUCUGGAGAUGAACAAUGCAGAGUAGAAAGAAGCACCAGCUGACUAGAUUUCUCUUUUGCUGCCCCCUGCAGGAGCUUCUUUCUGUAAAAUUGGGCAUUGUAUAUUUCAACAGUUACCGCUCUUUUAAGUCCAUUAACAGACUUAGAAGGGUGUAGAACUGGUUAGGACUGUACUGCAAAUGUCUGUUCUACUGAAGGAAGAGCCUCCUGAGGAAGAGGUAACAGGAAGCAAAAACUGCACUGGAAAGGGUCUCACCCUCAGCCCCCCACCCCUUGCAAUGGAAGGGGAAGGGAGAAAAAGGAGUUAAUCUUGGUGAUCUUAAUGGCCAGUUUCCUCCAAGUUAGCCAAUGGGAGGAAGGCUUCUUAGGAUGGAGGAAGGCGUCAAACUUCACUGAAGAGAGUGAUAGCAUAUAUGCCAGUAUUUUCACCAUUCAGUGUAAUAUCAUUUAGAAAUAUAGUCUUUAUAGGCUUGCCAACCCCCAGUGGGUGGCAGAGGAUCCCCUUUCUCUGGUGCUCAUUUCCUGACACUGGGAGAAAACUUUUUUUUAAGUGGCUGUCAGGCCAAUAGCAUGAUAGCAUUUCCAGGGAUAACCCAGAAUCAACACCAGUCCUCUCUAUGAUUCCAAAAGAAGAUGACAUCAGUUGUGGCCUUUCCCCUUGGAAGCAAAAUCACACCAUCGCUGACUGCUGCCCACCUAUCCCCUCCCAGGGGAAAACUGGGAAAACUCUAUGGUUUAAUCAUGGAAUUUUGCCCAAAUGCUAAAACAUCCCUAGUGACAUGCUAAUGCCACUUUUGGAAACAUAGGAAAUCAUGUCAGCCCCCCCCCCACUCCAUUUUGCCUCCAUUUUCCUCCCACCAGCCAGUUAAGCAGCAGCAGGAUGGACCCAAACGUUGCAAGAAAUUCCCCACUACCAAUGGAAACUUGGAAUGCCUGUUGCCAUGCCGUGCCUGGCAACCCUAAGUCUUUAUGAAUAAAGAGAGCUGGGGAAACAACUGCCUCAAGGCUACUAUGUACAUUUUAUUUGCUGUUGUGCCCACAACACUUUUUGUGUGCCUUUAACAUUUAUUAUAUAGGGAUCCUAGCUAGGGAGCUGGGAUGAUUCCCUUAUAUUUAUUGUGUAAAUAUUUUCCUGUUGUGUCUGAUUCCAUUUUGGAAAGUGAAGAAUGUUUUUUAAAAGUUGUGCCUAGGAAUCACAGUGUUUCCCAAGAUGCAGACCUAAAAUUUUCCAGUUGUUUAUUAUAUAUGUACCAUUCUGUUUUAGGAACAUUGAUUCGUCAUUUUAUACUACUGUUACUAUUCAUUGUGCCUUCAUUAUUACUUCUUCUCUGGCUACCUCUUUUGUAAACCAUUGCACUGAGUAUACAGAUAUAUCUGCUGAAUUUUGCUGAAAAGACACCAAAUAAAAGUAUUUCAA
Molecule: messenger RNA, 5716 nt
Organism: Eublepharis macularius
Lineage: Eukaryota; Metazoa; Chordata; Lepidosauria; Squamata; Eublepharidae
Gene: CD200
Product: CD200 molecule
Exons: 9
Coding region: 45-1676 (543 amino acids)
Molecular function (GO): cell-cell adhesion mediator activity
Source: RefSeq, a predicted model, not a curated record